GCGCAUGCUCAGAACCCCCAAUGCAAAUGGUGGGAAUCACAAAGUUCUUGAAACCAACGGAAAUUUACAUCGUAACACUAUAGAAUGGACACCGUAUGAUACCAUACGGGUACCAGAAUCGUCUGGACAAAAAUUCGGAUCUCUGCUAUUAUUUUGCAGCCUCUAUAUUGGACCAAGGGCUGCAAAAAUGGAGUCUAAAAAUUUGAGUCUCAGUGCCUCAAUGGAAAAGGAGGGUUUUUUGGACCAACUCAACAAUUUCCUCACGAAGUCUGGCACACCCAUUAAACGUAUUCCGUUGCUGGGAGGGCGUGAAUUGGAUCUAUGUCAUCUCUUCCACAAAGUCCAGAGCCUCGGAGGGUCAAAGGUCGUCAGUGAGCGUCGGUUAUGGGGAGAAGUGGCUCGUAGCUUCAAACUACCUCCGUCCGUCACAAGCGCUUCGUAUGCCGUACGACAAAACUACAUGAAGUUAUUGGAGAGGUUUGAGCACUAUCUGGCGGACCCGAUUGCCAACGAUCCUCUCAUUGCACCAAUGCCACGCCCACCAGCCACACCCCCAACCAAGACGUUACCAUGGACACCGCUGAUACUCGAUUCUCUUCAAGCCACACCCAAUUCCCAGAAAAGAGGAAGUGGACACACCCUCUCUGUCGACCGAUUGGUCCGUUCCCUGCUCUCCGGCUAUCCGAACGAAGUCGAUUUCAGUUUCAAUAUUCUCACUAUUCUGUCGCACAAUGAAGGGGGUGUGGUCUUGUCCGAGGCUAGCGGACUCACGGAGCCACGCCUACUAGCAGUGAUGCUGGCACAUGUUGGAUUGUUCUCAGGCGAUGACCCAGUUUUGGAGGAGGUAUAUCACGAGAGCUGGUACAAAGAGUCCGAGACUGACUUCAUCCAGUUUUGGGAGUUGACAGUGCCAGAGUGGAUGUUUGUGUCACUGCUCGACAGCUCUGUCUCAAGAGCUUCGUAUGUUCCUACUCUCUUCCACCCACACACCGCCCCCCCUGACUCGAGUGUGGAGUGUCUCCGUGUGACCCAGCUCAUCAGUGUACUCAGAAACUUGUCCUUUUCUCAAACACAAGCUAAAGAGUUGAUCAACAACUACACCGUGCUCAGAUUUCUGCUCUUAUGUUCCAACAAUCGUCUGCCGUCUAUCAAGUGUUUAGGUCUCGAGACUCUGGCCAACCUGGCCCCCUACACCACCCUCCCACCUUACACUUCUCACACAGCAGAGAUACUACUGGGAACAGUGUACGAGUGCAUACUCUCUCAGGACAAAGCACAAGUGCUCAAAGGUAUUGAGAUCUUGGGAGAAUUAAGCUGGACCUCGUGCAAUAUGCCACGCCUACUAGCCACACCCACUGACGUCUACAGUCGCAUAUUCAAGCUUCUACUCGUACCUGACGCACUAAUACUCCUCGGUUGUCUAGACGCUCUUUAUAGCCUCACAUUCUCAUCUCCAGAAAUGGGCCGAAAUAUUCUAACAGUCGACAGAUCAGUGCAAGUCCUGGUCAACGUACUGAUGGUGAAAACGGAAGAUCUUAGUAGCAAUAUGCUCAAAAAUGUGAAGCUUUUCGAGAGAAAAACUGUCUCACAAUCUACAUCAAGCAAAUCCACUACUAUUGAUACAACAAAAUUUAAAUCCGUUUCACAUGCUCAGCCACCGAAAUCGAUCAAAAUUGGUAACACCACGAUCCCUACUCUGAAAUUACCGGCUAAAUCACAGGGGCAGUUAAACUCCUCCUCAUUGUCCAGAGCCCUCACUACCAGCAAUCAAGGAUUUAUACCAGUGCUUACGAUACAGCAGUUGCAAGAACUAUUGUCGAAAUCAGUACCGAAACCUGUUUCCAUGACAGCGAGUGGAAAUGUGAAGGUUAAUGUAUUGUCUAGUAGUGUGUCGUCUACUGGGGUCGUAGGUCAGAGUUCGAUUGUGACUACCGCAAUGUCAAAGUUUAUAGGUCAGAGUUCAAUGACAAGUGUUGCACCGGCAGCAGGUCAAAUUACGAAGACUCCAACUGCCAUUAUCGACACACUGAUGUCCAGUAGUGGAGGUGGGGACAGUGGGAGUGCCUUCACUCAUGUGUGGUUGUCUACUUCGUACGAGGUGUGUGGUGGUUCGUACAUGUCCCCCCUGGAGAUGUACUCCAGUUACCUCAAGGCCGUGUCAGAGUUCAAAGGUGCAGUCAAAAUGGCCUCACUCGCUGACUUCAACAAUGUCAUCAAGACUGUUUUCCCGGACUCUCUCUCCACUAAGAUCACUGUGGCUGGUACAACUGUCUAUAUGGUCGCUGGGAUCGCUAAGAAAACCACACCCACUAACAGAUCACGUGAUACCAUCACUAUAGUAACCAGCUCGACAAAACCAAUUAACAUUGACAGUAUUCGAGGAUCUACUACCACCGCUGGACUUGCUACUAGUCUGACGAGUUCUAUAACCAGUUUGACGAGUUUAACAACACCUCAAAAACCUCAAGCUCUCACCAAGGUUCUUCAGAGUGGGGGUACGCCCAUUCAAAAGUCCGGAGUUCAAAGGUCAGAGUCUAGGCCAGCCUCUCCACUCACUGUUGCUAGAAAGGCAUUGGAUUUGCCGACAGCAGAGGUCAAAGGUUGCCCAAACGCCAUCUCCAAUAUACCGAAUGAACAUAUUAAUAUUGAAACCAAAGGAGGUCAAGAAAAACUUUUUGCUGGAGAUAAAAUUGCCAACAACAUUUCAUUAUCACAUGGCCACGGUAUCGCGUUAAGUAACCACAUACAAGAUGGAGAUUUUGAGGCACCAGUUUCGAAAAAAUUGCGUUUGGAGGAAUUGUUGUCAAAUGAAGUGAUUGAUAUCGACAAAACCCUGAAGAGUAUGAAUGGGCCGACAAGUGAGAUCCUCUUGCCUGAUAAGACCACCUCUACCCCUAUGGAGUGCGACACCAACCAUACCACCACACCCCCUGCUAAACACUCCAUUGCAUCUGAGACAUUUUUUAAUUCAUCUUCUAGUAAAGAUUCGAACCUCUCCAGCCCAGUUGGUGCAUCAUUAUCCCCAUCUGUGCAGACCCCCCUCUCCUCCAGCACUACUGUGUCUCAAGUGUCCAGUGGUGACCUCUCCUCAACCAGUGGGUCAUCGCUGCAGUCUGACACCAACUCAUGUAAAGAACACUCGAGUAUCGGCUCAAAUAUUCGAGAAAUCAGUCCAUUAUCAGUGACUAGUUUAGACCGCACUUACUCCCCCUCUCCACAGUCUGCUAGGAGUUCCCCUAUACCCACAAUCGCAUCAUCGCUACAAUUAGAGCUAUCUAAUACCAGGAAAACCGAAAGAAAUAUUGACAAUUUAACAAAAACUAUGACGGAAAAUGUAACUAUGACAACGGGUAUUGCUACGACAACUGUUUCCAUGGCUACACUCUCUAAAUUGAUUACCCCUCCACUGUCUACUUCUAUUUCAAAUUCAUCCAACAUAUCUCUACCCCCUGUCAUUGCAGCGAGUGACGUCUCUGCAGCUAGCUCCGAUCAUGUGACUGGCGGUGUUAACAGUGGGAUCAAUAGCAAUCAAGUUGACACGAUCAAAUCAGCUCAAGUUGAUGCGGUGGUUGUUGGUGAUAUAACUAGACCAAUCUGUCUAUGGGGAGGCUGUGCAAGUGUACGAUCCAACUGGGCAGAGCUGUUCCAUCAUGUGGUGACCACCCACCUGUCACACCCCCAACCACACCCCUUAGCCUGUCAGUGGACUGGUUGCUCCUCUAAUGCCAAGAGAAUGGGACCAUCUCUCCUCACACACCUUCAGGGUCACCACUGCAGUCCUGGACCUCCCCCCACUCCUCCCAACAUCGCUAGGACGCUACUCAGGAUCAAACAAGUCCCAACACUAGCAGAUUUACCGAUAGAGAGCUCCCUGACAAAGGCCGUUCAUUUGACAGCUGCUCUGGUUCUGAGGAACAUGGUGCGAUCACUGCCUGAGGCCACAUCGAAACUCCUCCCCUUUGAAGCUCGGCUCUCGGAGGUGGCGUGUUCAAAUAGUGAAGCCAGCAACGCAAUAUCAGAGACAUUAUAUCUCAUGUAUCACUCUGAGUUGUCAUGACAACCAUUACAUUAUCAAUUCUAAUACACAUACUCAUUACUGCUAUUAUUUAUACGCAAAGAAACAUCACUUUGAAAUGGA
Molecule: messenger RNA, 4138 nt
Organism: Halichondria panicea
Lineage: Eukaryota; Metazoa; Porifera; Demospongiae; Suberitida; Halichondriidae
Exons: 16
Coding region: 5-4057 (1350 amino acids)
Biological process (GO): regulation of DNA-templated transcription
Cellular component (GO): RSC-type complex
Molecular function (GO): DNA binding
Source: RefSeq, a predicted model, not a curated record